Molecule: messenger RNA, 1751 nt
Organism: Triplophysa rosa
Lineage: Eukaryota; Metazoa; Chordata; Actinopteri; Cypriniformes; Nemacheilidae
Gene: hapln1a
Product: hyaluronan and proteoglycan link protein 1a
Exons: 4
Coding region: 189-1181 (330 amino acids)
Biological process (GO): cell adhesion
Molecular function (GO): hyaluronic acid binding
Source: RefSeq, a predicted model, not a curated record
CUGUGAAGCCCAACUUUCUUGUGGCACAACUACUAACACCUUCACCUCUUCAUAGAAAACAACGGGAAAAUAAUUCUUCUUCUGCACUCUCCUUUUUUAUUUCUUCAUUUAAGUUGUCUUUAUUUUUACAUAUUUUUUAAGUUUGCCUUUCAAGUCAAGAGGCCUUUAGGAAAAGAAACAAAGAGAAGAUGAUCCCUCUAUUUUCCCUGGCAUUGGUCUUCUUUGCGAUCAGUCUGCAAACAUUUGUUGAUGCACAAGGUAUCCAAUCAAGGAUUACAGCCUAUGCCAACACAGGUGACAAUAUCACGCUGCCUUGUCACUUGGACGGCCAGUCCAAUUUGUUCGGAAACAGAAUCAAGUGGACCAAGCUUGAAGAUGACGCUACAGAAACGGAUGUGAUUAUCUCCAUGGGCUUCCACAAGAAAACCUACGGAAAUUUCCUGAACCGUGUUUACCUGCUGGAAGCGGAUGAAAAUGAUGCAACCUUGGUUAUCACUGAUUUAGAUGUGACAGAUUAUGGCACAUACAGAUGUGAGAUCAUAAAUGGCAUGAAUGACAAAAUCAUUGAAGUGAACCUCAAAGUGGAUGGGGUGGUUUUCCCAUACUCCCCCCGUCUGGGGCGUUAUAACCUCAAUUUUCAUGAUGCUGAGGCUACAUGUCGGGAGCAGGAUGCUGUGGUGGCCUCCUUUGAGCAGCUGUAUGGGGCUUGGAGAAAUGGUCUGGAUUGGUGCAAUGCUGGCUGGCUUAAUGACGGAACCGUGCAGUACCCCAUCACCAAUCCCAGACAGCCCUGUGGAGGAGUGCAGAUUUCAGCUGGACUGAGAAACUAUGGUCGGCAGCACAGGUCCAACAGUCGCUUUGAUGUGUUUUGUUUCACAGCAGGCCUCAGAGGACGCUUUUACUACCUGAUCCAACCACAUAAGCUGUCCUAUGAUGAGGCUGUGGCUGCAUGCAAGAACAAUGGAGCCGAGAUCGCAAAGGUGGGCCAUAUCUACGCUGCCUGGAAGCUGCUGGGAUAUGAUCGCUGCGAUGCUGGUUGGCUGGCUGAUGGUAGCGUUCGUUACCCCAUCUCAAGGCCCAGGAAGAAUUGCAGUCCCACUGAGGCUGCGGUUCGCUUUAUUGGUUUUCCUGACAAAAAGCAGAAGCUUUAUGGUGUUUACUGUUACAAACCUCAGCAGUGAAGUACUGCAUCUCAUAUAAAACCCACCAAAGAGCAGCACAUAAACCGUUUUUUGUAACAAAGUAUUGAAGGACUUUUUGCAUGAACUAGCCAUAACUGUGAGACUUAUUAGGGAUGCUGUAAAGACAGGUUUCAUACUGCAGGAUUCAAUCUAAACUCGUCUUAUCUCUUAUUACUUUCAUAUAGUCAAUUUAUACAACGUACAAUACAUAUGAACAAAAGAAUAACAGAAACUGCAUUUUUUAAGGUUAGUCAGCUAAAAAAGUUACAGUCAGUCACUUUCAAAAGAAUAUGAAUAAAUUAAAAAUGAGUUUGUUUUUUGUGACUAAUUAUUGUGACAGCCAUAAAAUAUUUUAAUAAUAUUCAAAUUAAAAGCAGACAAAGAGUUGUUAAAACUUGCCAGAAUGAAAUGUAAAAGCAAGUCUAAAUGGAGCUGACAUCUUUCAGUUUUUUAGAAGUAACAAUUUUCUUAAAUGUUCAUUUGUUUUAUUCUGUUGCUAUAUGACAAGACUGUGACUGGUCUUACUUAACUGCUUGAAAUAUUAAAUAAAUGUUGAGUGUUACAAGCUUA